AUGCCUUUUCUUACAGAAAAAGGUCGGCUGUUUAUUGUCAUGGAAUAUUGUGAUGGAGGGGAUCUCAUGAGAAGGAUCAGCAGACAGCGGGGAGUGUUAUUUAGUGAAGAUCAGAACUACAAUAGGAGUUUCGUUUCCCACCGGCGUCUCCACCUCGCGGGAGCAGCCCGGGCCACUGGCGGCGCUUCAGCACGCGCGGCUCAAUGGCUCGGGGCCCAGCAGCCCGACGCCCUCAACGCCCUCGAUGCCCUCGACGCCCUCGACGCCCUCGACGCCCUCACGGCAGCGGCCACUGCGCAGGCCGCCGCGGUCGCCGAGGUGACCCAGGUGCUGUGCGCUGCCGGGGGCACCUUGGAGCAGACAGAGCUGAGAUGCCGCUUGCGCCUGGACGCCAACGCCCUGGAGCGGCUGCUGCGGGUGCCUGGGCGCUUCACGGUGUUGGUGCGGCCGGUGCAGACGGCGGGGCGGCGGCAGCUGAGCCAGUGGCGCUGUCAGUGUCCCCAGGUGUAUGAAGGGUAUUACCAGAGAGCUCUGUUCAGUGUUGCAAGUCUGGGACCAAGUUCAUUCCAUUCUUUCCUCACAAUGGUCUCAGGACCACCAGAAUCUGUGGUUGCCAUGGACAUGGAAUUUUUGUUCCUUCAUUGGCAUGUUCGCAGCCAAAGGCAUAGGACAUGGUGGGAUGAUAAUCCAUUGACAGACAUUUUGGUGGUCCCUAGCCAGAAUGUCAAUAAUAGCCCAAACCAGGGUACACUGGACUCUGUCACUGUGGAAGACCCUAAUGAAUGCUCAAACCCAAAUGAGACAACAUCCAUUACUUUUGUGGAAUCCAUCAAUGAAAACUUACAAUCAGAAGACUCAAAAUCCAUUACCGAUGUGGAAUCCAUCAAUGACAAUCCAUCCUCUAAUGACUUGAUGCCAGUAGCCUCUGAUGGAGUCACUAAUGAAACCACCACGGUAUAUGAAUUCACGUCAACUUCCUGGGAAGGAGCUAUCAGUGAAAUACUAAAUACAGAAGAAUGGGCAUCAGACACUCAUGAGGAGGUACCCAGUACCAUACUAAAUACAGAAGAAUGGGCAUCAGACACUCAUGAGGAGGUACCCAGUACCAUCAGCAGGAUAAAGAACAUUGCUCGCUUAAUUGUAUCAGCCUUUGCAUUCAGAGUAUUUGGAAUUCUACUCAUAUUUGUGGAUAUAUUUCUCAUCAUGUCAGAUGUACUUUUCCAUGAAAACAUAAUGGUUUUGGAAUUUCGUUCAACUUCUUUGGCUAUUGCACUCUUUUUUUUCUUUGAUGUUUUACUCAGCGUAUAUGUUGAGGGGAGGAAGCAAUAUUUUUCUGAUCGAUUUAACACCUUAGAUGCUGUCAUUAUUGCAAUAACUCUCGUGAUUGAUACCAUUUACUUCUUUUUUGACCUAAGAAUUCUGAAAGACAUACCAAGGCUGGCUGUUCUGCUUCGACCUCUACGCCUUGUAAUUUUGAUAAGAGUUUUCCAUCUGGCUUACCAAAAAAGACAACUUGAAAAGCUGACCAGAAGAUUGGUUUCAGGAAACAAAAGGCGAUACAACAGAGAUGGAUUUGACCUAGAUCUCACUUACGUAACUGAUCGCAUAAUCGCCAUGUCAUUUCCAUCUUCUGGCAAACAGUCUUUCUACAGGAAUCCAAUUAAGGAAGUUGUGAGGUUCCUGGAUACCAAACAUCCAAACCACUACCGUGUCUACAAUCUAUGCAGUGAAAAAGCUUACGAUCCUGAACAUUUUCAUAACAGAGUCCAAAGAAUCAUGAUUGAUGAUCAUAAUGUCCCUACUCUCAGUGAGAUGGUGGUGUUUGCCAAAGAAGUAAAUAUGUGGCUGGCUCAAGACAAGGAAAAUGUCGUAGUGAUUCACUGCAAAGGCGGCAAAGGGAGAACUGGGACCAUGGUCUGUGUUUGCCUCAUUGCUAAUCAGCUCUUUGGUACUGCAGAGGAUAGUCUUUCAUUCUUCGGACAUCGACGAACAGAUCAAACCACCAGCACCAAAUAUCAUGGAGUGGAAACUCCCUCUCAACAUAGAUAUGUAGGCUACUUUGAAAAGGUGAAGCGUCUCCACCACUGGACUCUCCCACCCAGAAAAAUCCUCCGGCCAAACAAAAUCAUCAUUCAUUCAAUUCAUAGUGUUGGGAAAGGUGAUGGAAGUGACCUAAAAAUUCAAAUUAUAACAAUGCAGCAGACAGUCUUUUCAUGUUCAUCUUCUAAAAACUGUAAGAUAUUUCAUGAUAUCGAAACUGACAGAGUCAUUAUUGAAUUGUUGAACUGUCCCAUCUUAUAUGACGACGUUAAAGUCAGAUUUCUCUCUCGGAAUCUCCCCAAAUAUUAUGACAAAUGUGCAUUCUUCUUCUGGUUCAAUACAGCUUUCAUAGAAAACAACAGGCUGUAUCUAAGACGAAAUGAGUUGGACAACCCACACAAACGAAAAGCCUGGAACAUAUAUGGUCCACAAUUUGCAGUUGAGAUUUAUUUCAAUACUACAUGAGCCCUGCGCAGACCAGCUUCAUCCAUGCCUGAGGAAUUCUGUAAAGAAGACAGCCCUGUGGCCACAGGGAGUCACGUUUUCUUGACUACUGUUACUUUAAGUACUUUUAUUAAAAUUCACUUUUAUUAAAAGUUUUUGAGAUGACAUUUUUAAUUUAUAUUACAGUCAAAGGUUUAACAUUCUACUGAAUAAAAUAGUUUAAAAAAAAUAGAAAGACCAUAGUGCAGCAGAAAAAUAGGCAAGGUCUAUAAUCAAUAACCAAGUGAAAAGAUGUCCAACGUCACUCAUAUAAAGCAAAUUUAAAAAGUCACAGAAGCAUUAAUACUAUCGGAGCAUAUAAUUCUUAUCAAUCUUUUGGUCACGUUUAAUAGGAACUUUAACAAAACACUGUAUUUGCAACUGAACUGAUGCACACAGGUAUAUUUUUUUUAAUCCUGUCCAUUUCCCUUUCCUUUCCUUCCUCCUCUAUGUUUUUCUUUUUUUAACUUUAGCUCCCAUGUAUAAGGGCAAACGGGAUAUUAUCUUUCUAUGUCCAGCUGAUUUUGAUGUCUUUCGAUGUCUUUCAGUUCAAUCCAUUUUGCAGCAAAUGAUAGAAUUUCAUUUUUUAUAGAUGAAUAAUAUUCCAUUGUGGGUAUAUGCAUGUGUGUUUAUCACAUUUUCUAUAUCCAGUCACCUAAUACUGGAAACCUUGGUUGACUGCAUAUUAUGGCUACUGUGAACAGUGCUGCCAUAAAUAUGGUGGAACAUGUAUGUCUGAUAAAAUGUUUUUGAGGUAUAUAUCCAGGAGUGGGAUUGCUGGUUCCUAGGGCAAGUCUAUAUCUAGUUUCUAAGGAAACCUUCAUACAUUUUCCACAGUGGCUGCACUAAUCACAUUCUUACCAACAGUGUAAAAAAUUCCCCUCUGUCAACAUCACCAACAUUGUUGUUUUCUUUCUUUUGGAUAACAACCAUUAUGAAAGAGCUGAGGUGAUGUCUCAUUGUGGUGCUGAUUUGCAUUUCCCUAAUGACUAGUAAUGUUGAGCGUUUUUUCAUUUAUUUGUUGGCCAUUUGUACUUUUUUAAAAAAAUGUUUAUUCAAAUCCUCUGCCCAUUUCUUCAAUGAAUUGGUUGUUUUCUUAUUGUUGAGUUUUUAGAGUUGCUGAUCUAUUUUAGAUACUAGCCUUGUUGGAUAAGUAGCUUAGAAAUAUUUCCUCCCCGUCUUUUGGAUGUCUCUUUACUUUGUUGUUUCCUUUGCUGGGCAGAAGCUUCUGAGUUUGAUAUAAGCCCAUUUACUUUUGCUUCUGUUGCCUGCAUUUCAGGUCUUACUCAAGAAGUUGUCACCUACUCCAUUACCUUGAAGCAUUUCCCUUGUUUUCUUGUAACAAUUUCAUAGUCUUAGGUCUUAAAUUUAAGUCUUCAAUCCAACUGAGUUGAGUUUUGUAUCUGGCAACAGACAAGAACCUAACUUUAUUCUAUAUCCAAUUUUGCCAUUACCAUUUAUUGAAAAGACUAUCCUUUCUAUAAUGUUAUAUUCUGGUGUGGGCAUUUUUGUCAAAAAUCAGCUGGCUGUAUUCAUGGGGAUUAAAUUCUGGUCUCUCUAUUAUGUUUCAGUGAUCUAUGUGCCUGUUUUUAUGCCAGUAGCAUGCUGCUUUUAUUACUGUAGCUUUGUAGUAUGCUUUGAAAAAGUCAGAUACUGUGAUGCCUGCAACUUAAUUUUUUUCCCUCAAAUGCUUUGUCUAUUCUGGGACUUUUGUAAA
Molecule: messenger RNA, 4240 nt
Organism: Lepus europaeus (European hare)
Lineage: Eukaryota; Metazoa; Chordata; Mammalia; Lagomorpha; Leporidae
Product: phosphatidylinositol 3,4,5-trisphosphate 3-phosphatase TPTE2-like
Exons: 29
Coding region: 1-2505 (834 amino acids)
Biological process (GO): protein dephosphorylation
Cellular component (GO): cytosol
Molecular function (GO): phosphatidylinositol-3,4,5-trisphosphate 3-phosphatase activity; protein tyrosine phosphatase activity
Source: RefSeq, a predicted model, not a curated record